CAGACUCUGUGUAGUUCCUCAACUUUAAGUCUUUCUGUUGUUCGGUCGUCGGUGCGAGUGACGAUGCCGCGGCCGUCGCGCGAGUCCUACGGCGACCAGAAGCCGCCAUACUCAUACAUUUCGCUGACUGCCAUGGCGAUUUGGAGUUCGCCGGAGCGGAUGCUGCCCCUGUCGGAAAUAUACCGGUUCAUAAUGGACCGGUUCCCGUACUACCGCCGCAACACCCAACGCUGGCAGAACUCCCUGAGACACAAUCUUUCUUUUAACGAUUGCUUCGUGAAAGUGCCCCGACGGCCGGACCGGCCCGGAAAAGGCGCCUACUGGACUCUACAUCCGCAAGCUUUCGACAUGUUCGAAAACGGUUCCCUGCUUCGCCGUCGCAAGAGAUUUAAACUGCAGAAAGGCGAAAAAGACAAUUUGAAUGCGGAACUGGCGGCUCUCGCGAGCUUUAACAGGGCUUUCCUAGCGCGGCAAGCGGGAGCGCCGCCGCCGCCGCCGCCGCCCACCGCGAGUUUGUACACGCCGCCCAUGUGCCCUCAGUUGAGUCCGGAGCCGGCUGAAUUACCUGAAGUUGCGUCGGUCACGAUGCUGCCGCGCGAGAGACCGAGACGAGCGUUCACGAUCGAUGCUCUCCUGGAGCCGGAGCCGCCUCGGAUGUCGCCUUCGCCGCCGAGUUCCUUGCUAAGCAUGCAGGCAGUGCGAGCGAUGCCGCGGAUAGAGUUCUCGAUGCCGUCGCCGUACGUGCUGGCGGCGCAGCGCUACCAGGCCGAGCUGCUGCAGGCGGUGCACGCGCUGCGCCCCUGCUACCUGCCGCCGCCGCCGCCGCCGCUGCCGGUCGCGUGACAUCAUCCCUCUCUCGCAAACUGCUCCAAUAUUUCGUGCAAUGCUAGGUUGUAAGUACAGAAUACAUUUUUUUACGACUUAUUAUCCUAUUACUUAAUUCAGUCUCAAAUCUCAUAACAGCUCGUUAAAUAACAUUCAUUAUACCUACUGAUUGUAAUGGAACAGUCAUUAGUAUUAUUUAAGGAGUGUUAUAUUAUUAAUAAACAUAAGUAUAGAGUGGUACAUAAAAUUUUAAUGUGGACAGUUGGCAAAAAAGCCUUUGCGAUGUACCUACCUAUCUAGGUAAAUAAAUAAAAGCGCAGACGCGGCGGGAGGCCUAAAUUGCUCGCACGGAGCAAGAUCAUGUUACUGCCAGGACAUUGUUAAUAUAAUUUUAUUAGGUAGUGAAUAGUGAUCUCACUUGUAGAUAUUUAUAAAUAGGUAGUGAACAUUUAAUAUUAUUUAUUAAAUCCAAAAUAUAAACUUUAAUAGCUACUUUCGGUUAAUACCUAAUGUCAUUUAAGAUAUGGCAUGUAAAUAAUGUUGUAAAUGU
Messenger RNA from Maniola jurtina (meadow brown), 1375 nucleotides. RefSeq names its product fork head domain-containing protein FD4-like. The record is from RefSeq and is a predicted model, not a curated record. Gene Ontology annotation, molecular function: DNA-binding transcription factor activity, RNA polymerase II-specific; RNA polymerase II cis-regulatory region sequence-specific DNA binding. The transcript has a single exon. Gene Ontology annotation, biological process: cell differentiation; anatomical structure morphogenesis; regulation of transcription by RNA polymerase II. Lineage: Eukaryota; Metazoa; Arthropoda; Insecta; Lepidoptera; Nymphalidae. The coding region runs from base 64 to 843 and encodes 259 amino acids.